GGAUCUUUGUUGAAUCUGGAAGAGAGGUAAAUUCCAGUUUGGUGGAUUGCCGAUCACCGCUACAACCAUAAAAGAGCGUUGGUAUAACGCCAAGCACUACUGGCGAGCGAUAGUCAUAUAUGGUAUCACACAAUGGAACCCGGAGGUCGAUUUCCGGGCUAGGUAGUUACAGUCGCUACCACAACAGCCGGCGCCACGAUGGCUUUCAGUUGUGCCUCGGCAACCUGGCCCGUAACAGUCGGCUCUGUAACCCUUGAACAACCCCACGAUCGACAACCCCGGAGAUUUAGUUAACACUUUCCUUGUUUGAUCUCUCUGUGAACCCCGUUUGGUCGUACUACCGGAAUCUCCUUAGUCCGACUCGUCAGUUUCGGCAUCAUCCCAGAGUUAUUGUUUGUCCCAUCUGAUCGGCACGCCUAAAGUGUGACAAGACAACUACUUUACAUAUCAGCUUAACUCAAACACCAGCGGUUAUCAGAGCAGGCAGUCAAUCCAUAGCUGGUAUACCGCCACAAUGGCUUCCUCCUUCAUCAUCAAGGAGCACAAAGUCGAAGGUCAACACAUCCGUGAGUAUGCCCGAGCUACUGCCAACUCCCAAGAAGAGGUCCUGUAUCUCUCCGUAAAGCAAUACAUGCCCAAGAGCAACCCCAAUCCUCAACCGGGCGACCUGACCAUCAUCGGUGCUCAUGCCAAUGGCUUUGUUAAGGAACUUUACGAGCCCCUCUGGGAAGACCUGCUCAGGGCCCUCUCCGCCCGCGGCAUCAGAAUCCGCUCCAUCUUCAUCGCCGACGCCGCCUGGCAAGGCCAAUCCGGACUUAUCAACGAGUCCAGUCUAGGCAACGACCCAUCCUGGUAUGACCACGCGCGUGACCUCCUCUGCGUCGUCAACGCUUUGCGGCGUGAGAUGCCGCGCCCGCUAGUCGGAAUCGGCCACUCCUUUGGCGGCAACACCAUUGCCUCUUUGUCGCUAAUGCACCCUCGCCUCUUUUCUUCUCUGGUCCUGCUUGACCCGGUCAUCUCUAAAUUUGCUAAGCGCGGUCCCUCCUACGGCUUCCUGCCUAUGAAGCAGUCAGCCUAUCGGCGGGACGUCUGGCCUUCGCGACAGGCAGCCGCUGAGGGGUUCAAGAAGAACAAGUUCUAUCAGACUUGGGACCCAAGAUGUCUCGAGGUGUUGAUCAGCCAUGGCCUGCACCAGGUUUCUCCAGAAAAGGAGGAAGUGACGCUCACGACGUCCAAACAUCAAGAGUGCUUCACCUAUUACCGCCCUAAGAAACAAGAUCAACCGGUGCCGGACUUGCCCCCGGAUCAGGCUGUUGAUCCCAACUUUCAGUUUUAUCGCGCCGAGGCCAUGAUGACUACGCACUUUUUGCCGCACCUGCGCCCCGGUGUGCUUUAUGUGUUUGGAUCCACGUCCGACGUCUGUCCUCCUGAUACCCGCGAGGAGAAGCUGGAGCUUACGGGCACGGGGUGGAACGGUAGUGGCGGAGCGAAGGCGGGCAGGGUGGAGGUACGCACCGUGGAAGGGUUCGGGCAUUUGGUGCCGAUGGAGGCGACCACCAGGUGUGCGGAGGAGGCGGCCGAGUUCAUUGCUAAGGAUUUGGAGAAGGUGUGGAGGAAGGAGGAUGAGGACUUCAGGAAGGUUUGGAAGUAUAAGGAGGGGACAGAGAAGAGGGUGCUCAGUAAGGAUUUUUUGGAGUUGAUGGGACCGCCGCCGGGGAGGAAGAAGACAGGGAAGGAGGAGGCGAAGUUGUGAGUUGUGAAAUGGGGUGCCUCGUAUCCUUUUCGUCAGUGGUUGUGCGUUAGCCAAGUUUUUUUUUCUUUCUUUUUUUUUUUUCAAUUUCCUGCGAGCUUCUUCGCUAUCAGCCUUCUACAAUCUGCAUCUUCCUGCGCCAUCUUAGUGACGGCUGUGAGCGUCUGGGAUGAUUGGUAUCAUAUAGGUCAUUCUCGGUACCGAUCCGCCAAUUUUGUCAUUAUCAUUAUUAUUAUUAUUAUCAUUUCUUUUUAGCUCCUUCCAUACACACCCUUUUUACCUAUCCAGGGGAGACAGAUACUCACCCUGAACUGGGUUCGUCCACUGAUACAGGUCUCGAUGUUUAUCACUGGACCAACAAGCCAAUAUAGUAUGCACUUCCGAG
This is a messenger RNA of Neurospora crassa OR74A, 2135 nucleotides long. Its product is annotated as toxin biosynthesis protein. Bases 515 to 1753 code for a protein of 412 amino acids. The record is from RefSeq and is a predicted model, not a curated record. The transcript is spliced from 4 exons. Lineage: Eukaryota; Fungi; Ascomycota; Sordariomycetes; Sordariales; Sordariaceae.